Molecule: messenger RNA, 1345 nt
Organism: Mangifera indica (mango)
Lineage: Eukaryota; Viridiplantae; Streptophyta; Magnoliopsida; Sapindales; Anacardiaceae
Product: leucoanthocyanidin dioxygenase
Exons: 2
Coding region: 71-1144 (357 amino acids)
Source: RefSeq, a predicted model, not a curated record
CUUUUCUACAAUUACAUAUUGCGUUUGAGAAAAACAAUAUUUAGUUAAAACAUUCAUAGCUUGUUCAACUAUGGUGAUUUCUGUGGCACCACGAGUUGAGAGUUUGGCGAGCAGUGGGAUUCAAGCAAUCCCAAAAGAAUACGUUCGCCCCCAGGAAGAGUUAGCCAGCAUUGGCAACGUCUUCGAAGAAGAGAAGAAAGACGAAGGGCCUCAAGUGCCCACCAUUGAUCUCAAGGAAAUAGACUCGGAGGACGAAGUGGUUCGCAAGCAAUGCAGGGAAAUGCUGAAAAAAGCAGCCACCGAUUGGGGCGUUAUGCACCUGGUUAACCAUGGGAUCCCUGAUGAACUUAUCGAGCGUGUGAAGAAAGCGGGGGCGGCGUUUUUCGAGCUUCCGCUUGAGGAGAAAGAAAAAUACGCGAACGACCAGGCUUCUGGGAAGAUUCAAGGCUAUGGAAGCAAGCUAGCGAAUAAUGCUAGUGGGCAACUUGAAUGGGAGGAUUAUUUCUUCCAUCUUAUUUUCCCUGAAGAAAAAAGGGAUUUGUCAAUUUGGCCGAAGACCCCAGCUGACUAUACAGUGGCCACUAGCGAAUAUGCAAGGCUUCUCCGAGGCUUGGCUACCAAAAUUAUGGCAGUGUUAUCAGUUGGAUUGGGAUUGGAAGAGGGAAGGCUGGAAAAAGAAGUUGGUGGAAUUGAAGAACUUCUCCUUCAAAUGAAAAUCAACUACUAUCCCAAAUGCCCACAACCAGAACUGGCUCUCGGCGUUGAGGCUCACACAGACGUCAGUGCCCUCACUUUCAUUCUCCACAACAUGGUGCCUGGCCUGCAGCUCUUCUACGAAGGCAAGUGGGUCACAGCAAAAUGUGUUCCGAAUUCCAUCAUUAUGCACAUUGGUGACACCAUUGAAAUUCUCAGCAAUGGCAAGUACAAGAGUAUUCUUCACAGGGGGCUUGUUAACAAGGAGAAAGUGAGGAUUUCGUGGGCUGUUUUCUGUGAGCCACCAAAGGAAAAGAUUGUGCUUAAGCCUCUGCCAGAGACUGUGUCGGAGACUGAGCCGGCGUUGUUCCCUCCGCGCACUUUUCAGCAGCAUAUUCAGCACAAACUGUUUAGGAAGGCUGAGGAGUCUCUCCUCUCUAAAAAAGGCUAAAAUGUUAAUGGAGGUUGUUUAUGAACACGUUGCUCUGUGUUAAGGGUUUAUAUUUAUUUGUUUGCGGCUGGUAGAGGCCAUUUUCUGCGGUUGCUUUCUUCAACAAUAAGACUCAAAUCUCAAUCACGUUUUUCUUUACCUGCAUUAAGAUAUUAUAUAUACUCUACCAUUUGGAGCCUUGACUCUUGAGGGUUUAUCGAA